This is a messenger RNA of Mya arenaria, 1501 nucleotides long. RefSeq lists its product as uncharacterized. Gene Ontology annotation, molecular function: zinc ion binding. The record is from RefSeq and is a predicted model, not a curated record. The transcript is spliced from 2 exons. NCBI's taxonomy places the organism in Eukaryota, Metazoa, Mollusca, Bivalvia, Myida, Myidae. The coding region runs from base 176 to 1501 and encodes 441 amino acids.
UCAACUAUCAGUUUAAACUUUUAUGUUACAGUAAUGGCGCUUUUGUGAAUUAUAAAGCUUUAUACUUCUUGCCUUUGUAAAGGUUUUGAGAAAUUGAAAUCACUGUAGAAUAAUUAUAAUUGUAAUGAUUGACAAAACACAUCUUUAACAGACAUCACAAUAAUAAAACAAAAACAUGGCCGCUGGAGGUGCCUCGUUUUACAAAGGAUCUGACCUGAUUCAUGACUACAGCUGUUCCACCUGUGAGGAAAAUGACAUGAAUACUGAAGCCCAGCACUUCUGUCCACAGUGUGAACACUAUCUGUGUGAUAAGUGUGUGAAGUUACAUGGGGGUUAUUUCAAGAAACAUGUUGUUUAUGGGCGUGGAGACAUUCAGAAGUGGGCGGGGUUCUCCAUGGAUAUAUGUGACCAACAUGGCAACAAGCUGGAGGUCCACUGUGAUGACCACCAGGAAUUAUGCUGCAGUGUAUGUGUGGCCCUUAAUCACAGGAUAUGUAGCAGUAUCAGUCACUUGCCUGACCUGGCCAGAGGCUUCCUGGAAACAGCAGAGUUCAAGCAGCUGCCAGCAGUAGUUGACAAGAUGAGGAGCAGGCUGGAUGAGCUCAAGAAUGUCAGGACGAAAGAUCAAGAUUCACUAAUUGACUCCUACAAGAACAUCAUUGCUGAAGUCAAGGCUCUGCGUAAAAACAUUAAUACAAUCUUGGACCAGCUUGAGAGAAAGACAGUUGAACAGUUGGACAGGAUGAUGAAAGAUUUAGAGAAGUCCAUAAAAGAUGAUUUAGAAACCUGUGCCCAAAUGGAUCACCAACUGAAGACCAUGAUUGAGAAGCUCCAGCAGAUCACUGGCAAGAACAAGGAGACCAGUUCUUACACUGGAUACAUAAAAUGUCAGUCUAAAUUGAGUGAAGCCACGUGUUUCGUGCAAGAAAUACGACAUAACGACGUAAUGAAGUUAAAGUCAGAUGAAAGUGUUGUUCCAUUUCUUAGAAACCUGAAAAACCUUGGCGACAUUGAAAAAAUUCACGUGUACAAGACUCAGAGUUCCGCUCAAUAUAGUAUUAAAAUAAAGGAGGAUAGCGAUGUUUGCGUUAUUGUAGGUAUAUGUGAGUUGCCGGGUGGAGAGGUGGUUAUUGCAGACGGUCGCAACCAUAGAGUGAAGCUUCUGAACCAGAAGUACCGUGUCACUGAUCACUAUGAUCUUCAUUGUAAUGUCAUGCACUUGUGUUAUAUAACAGGCAAUGAUGUAGCUGUAACUAUUUUGAAUGUGAUCCAUAUUCUCACAUUGACCAGAGGGAAGCUAAAGGCAGUGAGAAAGUUCACCAUAGGCCAUAUUUCAUGGUCUAUUGCCCACAAUCAGGGCCAGCUGUUUGUUGGCUCCAAUGGUGGCAUUAACCUGUACACAUUAAAGGGAAAAUUCGUAAAGAAGAUCAAUGAAACCGAUGGUUCUGGAUUACUAGUGAUCAUUGUGCUGUUUCUACUGAUGUGGAGAGAUUUUAUGUAA